Messenger RNA from Leptopilina heterotoma, 2017 nucleotides. RefSeq lists its product as uncharacterized. NCBI's taxonomy places the organism in Eukaryota, Metazoa, Arthropoda, Insecta, Hymenoptera, Figitidae. The record is from RefSeq and is a predicted model, not a curated record. The transcript has 2 exons. The coding region runs from base 234 to 1922 and encodes 562 amino acids.
AAAUAUUUCUUGGCUACGGAUUGCAUUAUUAUUGUAGAACGAAAACGAUAGUUUAUUAUUGGUUAUUUUUUUUUUUUAAAGUCUGUAUUAAGUGCUUUUGGUCCAAUAGAUUUGUUACAAUUGUCAAUUUUUUGUAUUCCUUUUGUAUAUAAUGACGACAGUGUCUCAAUUUUUAGGAGAUAUUUUUUUGUUUCAAACUUCCACUACGUGCGGUUUUUAAAGAAAAAGACAAAAUGGCUGGCAAAUUAUCUCUACAAAUUUUUGGUAUUUUUCUCUGCAUCCUUUUGGGUAUGUUUCAUUAUUUUCAAGAUUAUAAUGGCAAAAGUAGUGUAAUUACUAAAAAUCGAGAUGGUAUUACAACGGCUCGUUUCACUGCUACGACUAAUCGGAAAAUUGAAAGACAGUCAACAACUACAAUACGGUCAGGAAUAAUAAAACCAACGGCGAGAAAAAUGGCACAACCAACAAAUACAACGGCAAGAAAAAUGGCACAACCAACAAUUACAACGGCAAGAAAAAUGGCACAACCAACAAUUACAACGGCAAGAAAAAUGGCACAACCAAAAAUUACAACGGCGAGAAAAAUGGCACAACCAAAAAUUACAACGGCGAGAAAAAUGGCACAACCAACAAAUACAACGGCAAGAAAAAUGGCACAACCAACAAUUACAACGGCAAGAAAAAUGGCACAACCAACAAUUACAACGGCAAGAAAAAUGGCACAACCAAAAAUUACAACAGAAAAAAUAAUGACACAACCAAAAAUUACAACAAUGCCAAAAAUAAUGGUACAUAAUGCAGGAAGUACCUUAAAAGCAGUUAAUGACAUUCCUCCUAGAGAUAAACAAUUCAAAAACGAUUUGAAAACUGCUAUUAAAUAUGUUGAUAAAAUUUUAAAUAACUAUAAAUGCAAAUAUAUUUAUAAAAACAUAAACGAUUUUAAGAAAGUGUUUGACAUUAUCACUGCCGCUGCAGAUAAUAAUUACAUAUUUCACACAUUUCCCAAUUUUACCGUUGAUUUUAACUUGAUUCAAAAUGCAACUUUGGCAAUCAAUCAUCUAAUGCCAGUUGAAUGUGAACGGCAACAUCUGCUACAAAAUAAAGAAAUAUUUGAAAAUAUUUUGGAAUUAUUACAUUUAUAUGACACAAAUUUUCCAACUCAAAUUGAUAGCAAAAAAUACUCAAAAUGCUACAUUCAUAGUCUAUUGCAAUUCGAAUCAUUAAAUGAAGUUAUUAAAAAGUUUGAUUUUGGAAAACUGAAUACUAACAGAAAUUCUUUAAACAAUGAUAUAAAAAAUCAAGUGGAAAAAAUAAAUCAAUGUCGCCGAUUAAGGCUAACGGAAGACGAUCAAGAAAGUAAAAAUUACAGAAACAAUAGCAAUAAAAAUUUGAAUCAACUUCACGAGAAAGAUAAAAAAUUCAAAAACCGUCUCAAAUUUUUCAUUCAAUAUUUUGAGAGGAUUGUAAAGGAUGAAUGCAGUGAAAAAAGUGAAACAUACAAUGAUGAGAAUAAGAAUAUUUCGAAAAUAAUUUUUUACAUUUCUGAAAGUGCAACAGAAAAUUAUUAUUUUCACAUAAACCGAACUGCAUAUUUGGGUGUAAUCCCAAGUAUUACUAUUGAGCAACUUUCACAAUUUAUGCCAAAAAAAUGUGAAAAACAAUUGAUAAAAGAUAAAGAAAUACUUCAACAACUCCUACAACUAUUAAAAAUAUAUUAUGAAAAUUAUCCAAGGCAAUUCAUUAACGAUGAUGAGUACAGUGAGUGCAAUAAAAAGAAUCUCAUGGAUUUAAUAAAUAUAAGCAAUGAUUUUGAAAAAAAUUACUUUAUCGAAACUUAUUCUGUAGAUAAAAAAGUGUCAUUAAGUCGUGUUUUGUUAAAAAAAAUUGUAUCAAUUAUGAAAUGUGUUGAAUUGUUAAAUUAAGGAUGUCGCACAGAUAGUAGAUGAUUUUACGACAAGUUUACUGCAAGCUUACUGUAAUUUUACUCUCUAACUAAUAAAAAAAAAUAAUAAAUAAA